AUCAUACUAUCAUGACAUCCUUGUUAGACUUUGUCAGCAGAAAUGUCCCUUUAAAAGCCUGCCUGUGACUGCAGACAUUCACAACCCCAUCAGCCAUGAGAGCAGUUGUGCUUGCCCUGACUCUGGCCCUUGUGGCUGGUCAACCUCCUAACCUUGCUCCUGAUUUUGCUGAUGGUAAGACUUAUUUGUACAAGUAUGAGGCAUUGCUCCUGGGCGGUCUGCCGGAGGAAGGUUUGGCAAAAGCCGGGCUCAAAGUCAGCAGCAAAGUUCUCAUCAGUGCUGCAGCUCAAAAUAUAUACAUGCUGAAGCUUGUGGAACCUGAGCUCUAUGAGUACAGUGGCGUCUGGCCUAAGGAUCCUUUAAGCCCAGCAACCAAGCUGACUUCAGCCCUGUCAGCUCAGCUCAUGACCCCCAUCAAGUUUGAGUAUGCCAGUGGCGCUGUUGGAAAAAUCUUCGCCCCUGAUGGAAUCUCAACAACUGUGCUGAAUGUUUACAGAGGUAUCCUGAAUGUCCUUCAGCUCAACAUCAAGAAGACACAGAACGUCUAUGAGUUGCAGGAGGCCGGAGCUCAGGGUGUGUGCAAGACCCUCUAUGCCAUCACUGAAGACGAAAAGGCUGAACGCAUCCUUCUGACAAAGACCAGGGAUCUGAACCACUGUCAGGAACAGAUUAUGAAGGACAUGGGGUUGGCAUACACUGAGAAAUGUGCAAAGUGCCAGCAGAAUUCAAAGAACCUGAGAGGAGCUACAACAUACAACUACAUCUUAAAGCCAGUUCCUAGCGGUGUCCAGAUCCUGGAGGCAGCUGUCAAUGAGCUGAUACAGUUUUCACCUUUCAAUGAGAUGAAUGGAGCUGGUCAGAUGCAGACCAAGCAAUCAUUGGUCUUCCUUGAGAUUCAGGCGGCCCCUAUUGUACCCAUUGAGGCUCAGUAUCUUCACCGUGGAUCGCUAAAGUAUGAGUUUUCCACUGAGCUUUUUCAGACACCCAUUCAGCUCAUCAAGAUCAACAAUGCACAGGCCCAGAUUGUGGAGAUUCUGAAUCAUCUGGUCACCAACAAUGUGGAGAGAGUCCAUGAGGAUGCCCCUCUGAAGUUUUUGGAACUCAUUCAGCUCCUCCGUGUAGCCCGCUUUGAAGACCUGGAAAUGCUCUGGAGUCAAUACAGAGCCAAACCUGUCUACAGACAGUGGAUCUUGGAUACUAUCCCUGCCAUUGGAACUCCUGCUGCUCUGAGAUUCAUCAAGGACAAAUUCCUGGCUGAUGACCUGACUGUUGCUGAAGCAGCUCAGGCCAUGAUUGCAUCUAUUCACAUGGUGACAGCAGACACUGAGGCUAUCAAGCUGGUUGAGGCCAUGGCAGUCAAUAGCAAAAUAGUGGAAAGCCCAGUUCUGCGUGAGAUUGUCCUUCUUGGCUAUGGUACUAUGAUUUCAAAACACUGUGUUGAGAUGGCUGUCUGCCCUGCUGAACUUAUAAAGCCCAUCCAGGACCUCCUUGCAGAGGCUGUUGCUAAAGAUGAGACCUCGGAUAUCAUCCUGCUCCUGAAGGUUUUGGGUAACGCUGGCCAUCCUGCUAGCCUUAAGCCGAUCACAAAGAUCCUGCCUAUACAUGGCACUGCAGCUGCAUCUCUGCCCAUUAGGGUCCAUGCUGAUGCCAUCAUGGCCUUGAGGAACAUUGCAAAGAAGGAGCCCAGAAUGAUCCAGGAAUUGGCUCUUCAGCUCUACAUGGACAGGGCUCUUCACCCAGAGCUUCGUAUGCUUGCAUGCAUUGUGCUGUUUGAGACAAGGCCUGCAAUGGGUUUGGUGACAACUCUUGCCAACAUUGUGAGGACAGAGGAGAAUCUGCAGGUAGCAAGCUUCACUUAUACUCACAUGAAGUCCCUGACCAGGAGCACCGCCCCUAUCCAUGCCUCAGUUGCUGCAGCUUGCAACGUCGCCAUCAAAAUCUUGAGCCCAAAGCUGGACAGACUGAGCUUACGUUUCAGCAAAGCCAUCCACAUGGACUUCUAUAACAGUCCCUUGACGCUUGGUGCUGCUGCCAGCGCUUUUUACAUCAAUGAUGCUGCCACCAUUCUGCCCAGGUCUUUAGUGGCUAAGACCAGGGCAUACCUUGCUGGAGCUGCUGCUGAUGUUCUGGAGGUUGGAGUAAGAACUGAAGGACUCCAGGAGGCUCUUCUGAAAAACCCCGUACUUAUUGACAAUGCUGACAGGAUGACCAAGAUGAGGCGUGUCAUCAAGGCUCUCUCUGAGUGGAGGUCUCUGCCCACCAGCACACCUCUGGCCUCCGUCUAUGUCAAACUCUUCGGACAAGAAAUUGCCUUUGCCAACAUUGACAAAGUCUUGAUUGACCAGGCCAUUGAGGCAUCUGGUAAGAAUGCAGUCAAGGCGCUGCUGUCUGGGGCUUCCUUCCACUUAGCUAAGCCUCUGCUGGCCACUGAGAUGAGGCGUAUCCUGCCUACUGCUGCCGGUUUUCCUAUGGAGCUCAGUCUGUACACUGCUGCUGUGGCUGCUGCAGCUGUUCAAGUCAAGGCCACCACAACACCAGCUGUGCCAGAAAACUUCCAUCUUGCUCACCUUCUGAGGACAGACAUUCAGCUUGAGACUGAGAUCAGACCGAGCGUUGCUGUGAAUACAUUUGCUGUUAUGGGGGUAAACACUGCCAUACUCCAGGCUGCCCUGCAAUCAAGAGCAAAACUCAACUCCAUUGUGCCCGCCAAGAUCACUGCAAGACUUGACAUCAACGAGGGCUACUUUAAGAUUGAAGCUCUGCCCGUCUCUGUGCCUGAACACAUCGCAGCUGUGAAUGUUGAGACUCUUGCUGUGGCAAGAAAUAUUGAGGACCUUGCUGCUGCAAGAAUCACUCCCAUCAUCCCUGCCAAAGUCUUACAGCCCAUAUCAAGGGAGAUGUUCACAUCUAAGAUUACUUCAUCUGCUGCUUCUAGUUUGUCAGUAUCCUCAGAAAUCAAUCACGAAGAUAUGGCAGCUGCCAGGCCCAUUGUGAAACCUAAAGCGGCUCAGUUUGACAAGAAGUACUGCGGUAAAGCUCUUGUCUUUGGACUGAGGGGAUGUUUCAGGAUUGCCACUGAAAACGCUGCUUUCAUCAGGGACAUUGCCCUGUACAAACUGGCUGGAAGGCACUCUGUUGCUCUUUCUUUGAAACCACUUGAAGGUGAAGUCAUUGAGAGACUGGAGAUUGAGGUUCAAGUUGGACCAAAGGCUGCAGAGAAGCUCAUUAAACAGAUCAACCUGAAUGAAGAAGAAAUCGGUGAUGGAAGACCAGUCCUGAUGAAGCUCAAGAAAAUCCUGGCUCCUGGUGUGAAGAAUGGUACCACAGCCUCCUCCUCUAGCUCAAGCCUGAGCUCCAGGUCUUCUGCCUCGUCCAGCAGCAGCGGCAGCAGCAGCAGCAGCAGCAGCAGCAGCAGCAGCAGCAGCAGCAGCAGCAGCAGCAGCAGCAGCAAGAGCAGCAGCAGCAAGAGCAGCAGCAGCAGCAGCAGCAGCAGGAGCAGGAGCAGGAACAGGGGCACCUCCUACAGAUCUGUGAACAGGUCUUCCAGGUCCAGCUCCGCAUCGAGCCUUGCAUCACUCUUCAGUGCUAGCUCAAGUUCCUCUCGGUCCAGUGCUCGUCACUCAAAGCAACUGAUUUAUCGCCACAAGUUCCAGAAGAACCACAAGAAGCAGGCUCACACCUCUCAAGCCACCUCAGCAACAGUUUCCAUGAGCAGAAGCAGUGCCUCAAGCUUUGAGGCCCUCUACAGACAGAACAAAUUCCUUGGCAAUGAAGUUGCUCCUACCUUUGCCAUCAUCUUCCGUGCUGUCAGAGCUGACAAAAAGAUGCUCGGAUACCAACUGGCAGUCUACUUGGACAAACCUACCGCCAGACUUCAGAUUAUUCUGGCUGCCUUGGCUGCCGAUAACAACUGGAAGUUCUGUGCUGAUGGAGUUCUGCUUAGCAAGCACAAAGUCACAGCUAAAGUCACCUGGGGAGCAGAAUGCAAGCAGUACGACACCAUGAUCACAGCCGAGACUGGUCUUGUUGGUCAAAGCCCUGCAGCUCGCCUCAAAGUGGCCUGGAACAAACUACCUUCUGCCCUAAAACGCUAUGCAAAUAAGGUGUAUAACUACAUUCCUGCAAACAUGCUGGCUGGCUUGAUUCAAAGAAAUAAUGAAAACAGCACCAAGCAGCUCUCACUUACAGUGGUUGCCACAUCUGACAGGACCCUUGACUUGAUUUGGAAAAUACCAACACGUACUGUCUAUAAGCUGGCUUUGCAACUUCCCAUCGCUCUGCCGCUUGAUGGAAUCAAAGAUCUCACCCCCUUCGAUGACGUUGCUGAUAAAGUCCAAUACUUGUUUGCAGAGGCUGGCGCAGCUGAAUGUAGCUUCAGCAGAGACACUCUGACCACAUUCAACAACAGGAGAUACAAGAACGAGAUGCCGUUGUCUUGCUACCAAGUUCUGGCACAGGAUUGCACCGAUGAGCUGAAAUUCAUUGUUCUGCUGAAAAAGGGUCCCAAUGAACAGAACGAAAUCAAUGUGAAAAUUGCUGACAUUGAUAUUGACCUGUACCCCACGAACACUGACGUGAUCGUGAAGGUCAAUGGAAUGGAAAUACCCAUCAACAACCUGCCAUACCAGCAUCCCACAGCUAAAAUCCAGAUCAGGCCAAAGGGUAAAGGCAUCUCUGUGUACGCUCCCAGCCACGGUCUUCAUGAAGUCUACUUUGACAAGAACUCGUGGAUGGUUAAAGUUGUGGACUGGAUGAAGGGAAAGACUUGUGGACUCUGUGGAAGGGCUGAUGGGGAAGUCAGACAGGAGUACCGCACACCCAACGGACGCCUGACCAAGAGCGCAGUCAGCUACGCUCAUUCCUGGGUUCUGCCAGCCGAGAGCUGCAGGGACACCACUGAGUGCCGCAUGAAGGUUGAAUCUGUGCAGCUGGAGAAGAAGGUAAACAUCCAUGGCCAGGAAUCCAAAUGUUUCAGUGUUGAGCCUGUGCUGCGCUGCCUGGCCGGCUGCUUCCCCGUGAAGACCACUACCGUCACCAUUGGCUUCCACUGCCUGCCUGCUGAUUCUGCCCUGAAUCGCCCUGAGAGUCUGAGCAGCAUGUACGAUAACAGCGUGGACCUGAGGGAAACAGCAGAAGCCCACCUAGCCUGCAGCUGCACUGCUCAGUGCGCUUAAUAACACUUUCUUCUUCGGUCACUUACAUCACGUGUAUGUUUUGAAUGUAAUUUCAAAUAAACUGCAUCUAAAAACAA
Molecule: messenger RNA, 5251 nt
Organism: Siniperca chuatsi (mandarin fish)
Lineage: Eukaryota; Metazoa; Chordata; Actinopteri; Centrarchiformes; Sinipercidae
Product: vitellogenin-1-like
Exons: 34
Coding region: 96-5174 (1692 amino acids)
Biological process (GO): lipid transport
Molecular function (GO): lipid carrier activity
Source: RefSeq, a predicted model, not a curated record